Liolophura sinensis is the source of this 6488-nucleotide messenger RNA. RefSeq lists its product as uncharacterized. Gene Ontology annotation, biological process: NAD+ metabolic process; NADP+ biosynthetic process. The transcript is spliced from 11 exons. Lineage: Eukaryota; Metazoa; Mollusca; Polyplacophora; Chitonida; Chitonidae. The coding region runs from base 983 to 3151 and encodes 722 amino acids. Gene Ontology annotation, molecular function: NAD+ kinase activity. The record is from RefSeq and is a predicted model, not a curated record.
UUAUAGAGAGUGCAUCACGUGUGCUCUGCAUGAAGAAUUCCUGAACUCCUGUACUGUCGGUCAUAGUAAGAUGCUUCAGUGCACAUGAAAUAUUUUGUUCUUAUUAAGGUUGCUGUGGUCAUUAAUUAUAGGAAUGAGGGGACUUUACCUGAACUCAGCUGUUUACACACAUACACUCCCUCAGAGGUGACAGUUAGUAUGCGUUGGUUUUGUACUUGGCCUACAUUUUGAUCUGGUGGUCGAACAGGCAUAAGUGCGCAAGUGAGUGCUGCAAUCUUUGUCUGGUCUGUCUGUAGGCCAGCUAGCACACUCAGCUGACACACAUACAUGCCGAACAGACCUUAGUGACAUCCUGGUGUACCUAUGUCACACAGACCCUCCGCAUUAUCUUACUAAUAUAUCCUGCUGUGGUUUUUAUCAACAUCCUAGUCGCUGGUAGGAAAAUGGCUGGUCAGUGGCUGACUUUGGUUCUACAUCAGGGAAGGUGUGUGUGUAAAGCCCAGCGGCAGAGAUAAAACCAACAGGAGACAAGGCUUGAAAAGAGGCAGCCUAAUACAUCCGGGUGCUCCCCCCCCCCACCCCACCUCCCUGAAUAUACUACUUCCUAGACAGCCCAUGUGAGACAACCACCCUCAGCCAGGUGGACAGUGGCAUUGCUGGACUACCUGUGGAUGUGUAUGCAGUUGUUCACCAGCUGUGACUUGACAAGAGGAGACCUGCCUACCCAGACCAGCAUGACCAUGUGAACCUCUCAGCCAUAUAAAUACAGAUCAAGUUCACGCAUAGCUUCAGCACAUCAGAUAAAUUGGCAUACUACGUGCAUCUCACCUGAUUCAGCUGUUGCAAGUCAUCACUGUUGAAGAAGCAGAAAAAAAAAAACCCCAGAUGUUUGCUUUAUGGAUUACAUGCGUAAUUGUAUGAAAGAGCAACCAUCCACGAUGAGAAAGAGUCAGCCUGAAAGAUUAAGUUGAAAUUUAACAACAUGGACAUUUGCAUUAAGGAUAUUUCUUACGGUUUCUUCCAAGGAAACUUUUCUUCGAUGUACUCUACAUACCUGGAUCAAACUAUGGACCGUUUUGGUCAGCCUGUGAUGUUGAGACUUGUGCCAAAAGGCCAGAAAUCCAGCUCUACGAUGCGUACAAGAAACUCGGACAAAGAAUGGAGAAGUAACAGUACUUUAAGCAGUCCAGUGCCCCAGAUUCCUGAUGUUCAAAUUACCAAGAGAUCUCCAAAAAACGGUUUUAUCAUAACUAAAUCAUUUGCUCAAGAUUUUGGUGUGAAGGUCUCACCAGCUCAGUCUGCUGUUGCAUCCAACUCACUGACUGAGACUGAUAGUAACACUGUCUCCUCAGCCCAAGAUGACAAGGACAUUUACCAAUCAAAGCUGUGUGAAGCUAUAGACUUGUCAGCUUUAGGUGACAACAUUACCAAUCCUCACACUCAUCAUGUCAACUUCAUCUCUGGACCAUCAGUUCAAAAUGAAAAGGUUACACUGUUACAAACUCAAGAUGGCAAUAUUAUCAUCACAAACUCACAUGCGCAAAUGCAUAGCAGUAUUGUAAACUCUCCAGCUCAUGAAGGCAGCAUCAGUAAUAAUUUGCUUGCUCAAGAUGACAACGUCUUUGCCACCCAGGCUCAGGGAAACAGUGUUUGUGAUUCAUCAGCUGCAGAUGGUAGCACCAUCAACACACCAACUCAUGAUGGCAGCACCAUCAACACACCAACUCAUGAUGGCGGCACCAUCAACACACUGACUCAUGAUAGCGGCACCAUCAACACACCGACUCAUGAUGACGGCACCAUCAACACACCGACUCAUGACAGCAGCACCAUCAACACACCGACUCGUGAUGGCGGCACCAUCAACACACCAAUUCAUGACAGCUGCACCAUCAACACACCAACUCAAGAUGAAAAUGUUUCCUGUCUCAAUCAUUCAGUCUACAGGGAGCAUUAUUCUCACAUUGCAAUGUCCUCUAAACAUGAUGAACAUUCUGACAGUGUAACGGAUAAACAUCUAUCUCAGAUCAGCAACGUCUCUGAGCCUAGCCUAAACCAAAGCUUGGCUCCAUCAGUAACCACCAUCCAGGACCCAGCCAGCCAGAAGUUAAAAUGGCAGAACCCACCUCUCUCAGUUCUGGUCGUGAAGAAGAUGUUUGAUGACAGUGUUGUCCUUCCUUUUACUGAUCUUGUCUCAUGGCUCAUUGAGGAGAAGAAAAUGAUUGUGUUUAUUGAACACAAGGUGCUGUCUGACCCUCUCCUCCAAACCGAUGCUCACUUCAACUGUCUGACUGAGAAACUUCAUACAUUUGGCCAUGGUGAUGACCUGACGGGUAAGAUAGAUUUUAUCAUCUGUCUAGGAGGAGAUGGCACAUUACUACACGCAUCAUCCCUGUUUCAGCAAAGUGUACCUCCUGUCAUGGCAUUUCACCUUGGAUCUCUGGGAUUUCUAACCCCGUUCGAGUUUGUUAACUUUCGCGACCAAGUUACCCAAGUCCUAGAAGGUAAUGCUGCCCUCACUCUGAGAAGUCGCUUAAAAUGUGUUGUAACAAAAGAUCGAGAUGGUGUUCAGUCAUUGACAAGACUCAAGAACGACCCAGCCUACAGCUGUGCUGAGAUUUUGGUCCUGAAUGAGGUCGUGAUAGACCGAGGCCCGUGCCCGUACCUGUGUAACCUUGACCUGUACAUAGAAGGUCGUCUGGUCACAUCGGUCCAGGGCGAUGGAUUGAUCGUGUCCACGCCCACAGGCAGUACAGCCUAUGCUGUGGCGGCAGGUGCCUCCAUGAUGCAUCCAAAUGUGCCCGCCAUCAUGAUCACGCCUAUCUGCCCUCAUUCUCUCUCAUUCCGACCAAUCGUAGUCCCCGCUGGUGUGGAAAUAAAGUUGCUCGUAUCUCCAGAGGCCCGUAAUUCAGCCUGGGUCUCAUUUGAUGGCCGCAACCGACAAGAAAUCCAGCAAGGGGACAGUGUACGAAUCACCACUGCCCGCUUCCCUGUUCCUUCUGUGUGUAAAACAGACCAGAUAGACGAUUGGUUCAACAGCUUGGCAGAAUGCUUACACUGGAACGUCCGCAAAUCUCAACUGCCCUUGUCAUCGAGAAACAGCACGGGAACAUUGGAUUCUGACAGCGAAUCAAACCAUAGCAAUCGGUGACCGAGUACUGGAACUCUUCUUGUGUUUAUAUACUGGUUAGCUCAACACUUUUAUACGCCAGGGUCCAUCUGUUGGCUGUAUUUUAUUUUUACAAUUCAUGUUAUGAAAUAGAGACAUUUUUUUUUACCCAUAUGAAAUUAUUCAGCGGGAUUUUGUUACUUGCUCUACUGACAAGUUUUCACACUUUGUACUUUAUUAUAUUUUGAGGGAGUCAGUAAUGUUCAGUUUUUCUAAUAUGUUUCCAUAAAGAAAUUAUUAUGUCGAAUACACAAAAGCUAUAUAGUAUAUUUUAAAUUGAGUAUUCAUUUUUGCAUAAAUUUCAUGUGGAAAACACUCUGCUUUGUGUGGGCACUUGUAGGUUGAAUAGAUGCACACCUUAUACAUAUAAAUGUACAUGUAUGUAUAUAUAUUUAUAUAUAUAUAUAUAACACUAUUACAUAGACAUAAUGAUGGUUAAUGUGCCUACUUUUCAGCUGCUAGGAGGAAACUGCAGGUUUGAGUUCAGGCGGGUGUAAGUUCAAACCUGGCUUGUGGAUUUCCCCGCUCUCACUCUUUGUGGGGCCUUGAUGACAAAAAUUAUGAUUGCCAGCAAUGCUAGUGUGACUUUUAACAAAUAUCUGGUGGUCAGUUCGUCAGGAAUGUAAUUGCUAAAGGUCAGUGGUUUAUCAUGGCAUCCCGCGGUUUCCUCCACACAGAAAACUGACCACCAUAGUAAGUGGAAACUUCUUGAGUGUGAGCACUAAAGAAACGGUCAAAAACAUCAAUAAAUAAGCAUAGACAUAAUGCUUUGUUACAUGUGACAAAGGCUAAGGUCAUAGUUUUAGGUAGUUACUGGAAAAUCUUCCAUGUACACUAUUAUUCAAGAUAUUCCAUUUUAUGGACUAUGAUAAUUAAAUGUCCCCUGAUGGAUGUUUAUAUAAACUAAUUAAUGUUGGCUUUCUGUUUGAUUGCACUUUAUUGACUGAAAGAAGCAUUGAUUGGUAUCCUAAGGCAUUAAACCAAUUCAGUGAUUUACUGGGGAAAAAAUACCGCAGUGACUAGAAAUAUUUGACCUAAAUGUCAGCCCCUGUCGCUAACAAAGAACUUGCCUGCCACGAGAACACCUGACGUGACUGGUUUUAACAAGAGCUGACAGUGGCUUGAGGAUUUCCCGACAAGUCACACCUGUAUUUUUUAUCCAUGAUUUAAAAAGGGAGAAAUUAUCAAGCCAGAGUUGUUAAAAACCUGUAAAUUCCAAAACUGUCUCAAAGCAUUGAUCCCAUCGGACAUGCAUGCUAGCCACCCCUUCUCCAGUUGUUUGAAGUUUGAAGAUUGAUGUUGUCCGUUCACAGCCCCAUAAGUAAAUAUAGCAAAAAAGGUUCACUCUCGCUUUAGCUGUAGAAGUGGAAAGUGAUGUAUAAUUCUCCGACACUUAAUUUACUCGAUCUAGAGGCUUGCGAUCACUGACAACUGCUGAUUUGCAAGUUAUUCCAAGUUAAGCAAAUUUUUUGCGACUGGAACCAUCCACUUGUACCCAAUUCCGUCAAUCUAUGUGUUCUUGCAUCAAAUUGGCCCAAAUUUUGCUUGUGAUUACAAGGUUUUUUCGUGAAACGUUAUGAUAUGAUAAGUGUUACGUGAGUACAUGUAGAUCAACUUCUGAGUUGUACCAAGUUGCUUAAAAUCGGAAGUCAACCUAUGCCCAGCUUUAGGACUUUUUUAAAAUGGUAGAUGUAUCAACUGAUAAAAAUAGUUACUGUAAUUACCAUUUUUUAAAAUGGUAGAUGUAUCAACUGAUAAAAAUAGUUACUGUAGUUACCAUUUUUUAAAAUGGUAGAUGUAUCAACUGAUAAAAAUAGUUACUGUAGUUACCAUUUUUUAAAAUGGUAGAUGUAUCAACUGAUAAAAAUAGUUACUGUAGUUACCAUUUUUUAAAAUGGUAGAUGUAUCAACUGAUAAAAAUAGUUACCGCAGCAAGUUAGUGAAGGGCAUUAUCGGAGACAAGGUCCGUUCAGCUGGUAUGUAAUUAUGUUGUGUUUCUUGUGACUUUUUUAGUACUUUCAUAAUAGGUUACUUGUAUCAUAUGUACUUUAGCAAUGGUGAAGAUGAAAGGUUGCUUAUUUGUAAUAAAUAUUUGACUUGUUGUUUUGGUGCUUGUCAUGAUGACUAACCUGUUAGUUGUAUAAUCCUGCAGUUCAUGACAAGUACACAUAUUCACCUGGGCAUAAUAAGAAUACUGUCAGUUGUUAAUGUUAUGGAUGUUUUCUUUUUUGUGUUUUUUUAUUUUCAAUUUUACUGAUUGUUAUUGUUUUAUGAAUUGGGAAAGCAGACAUAUACCUUGUUGUGUUCACAACUUUUUUUUUCUUUGUAUUGCUUAGGCGAUACCAAUUUUAUUUUUGUUUUAUGGGCAAGACAACAGUUGAAAAACCCAAGAAUGCAGUAAAAAUCAACCUUUUAAUUUUGUCCGAUGUUGAAUACUUUUUAUGACUUUUUGUUUUUCAAGGCUUUCUGAUCAUACAAAUAUAUAUUUGACAGAAAAAAAUUGCUGGGACAGCCACAUUUCCCACAAAUUAGACCAUUUUACGUUCUGUUUUUAUUUUUAUACCCUAGCUCUGGUAACAUUGGGAAAAGAUUUUAUUCUGCCUGUAAAACUAAUAUAAAUUGGUGUGGCCUGAAAGCUGUUCAUUGUAUUAACAGAUUCGUUUUUGUCUCUCUCACCCCACGCUGUAAUAUGCACAGAUUAGCCUGUUAGCUGGCCCACAUAGCAGUGGUUUUGUAAUACAAUCUGUCUUGUGUGAGUCUUUCAUAUGUUGUGUUGAAUAUAGCAUUUAUUCAAAUUUUGUUUGGGUUUUUAUCACUUUACAGGUAAUCAUUCACUGGCAUAGGAAUGAAUGUGAAAAACAAAAUAAUGUACAGUCAAUUCCUGAAAGAUCAUUUAAAACAUGCGAACUUGUGGUGUGAAAAGAAAAUGUCAGAUUGCUUGCAGAUGUGUGAUAUUUUACAUAACUAAUUAUAGCAAUACUGUGGCAUACUGUAUUUAUAGGAGCCCUUUGAGUACGUGGCAUCAGUGGUGUACAGAAGCCAUGAUGUGACUAUUUUAUGAGAUAAAGUGGGGGGUGGGGAGAUCUCAAGUCUCAUAGGAGUCUGUUCACAAAGAGUUCUUUCCCUUUGAAUUCUUUUUUCAUCUGGUAAAUGUACAUGUAGCAAGCUCUUGUGAUUUUUCAAGCAUUUCAUGUUUCCUUUGUGACCAUAAUAAAGCCUCUUACAAUACCAUUGUAUGUGCUAACUUGUGAGGCCACAUUCGUUGUAUCAUUCAAUUUCAAAUUAUAUAAACACAUUGAAUUUAUAUUUAUUCAUACAA